Molecule: messenger RNA, 1218 nt
Organism: Akanthomyces muscarius
Lineage: Eukaryota; Fungi; Ascomycota; Sordariomycetes; Hypocreales; Cordycipitaceae
Exons: 2
Coding region: 1-1218 (405 amino acids)
Source: RefSeq, a predicted model, not a curated record
AUGGCGCAGGCGCCGCCUGCUUAUAUCAACAUUCCCCAGCCGGGCUCGAAUCCAGAUACCCCGUCUGAAAUGCCCGGCACGCCAACCAGCACCACGACUUCCCUCUCCGCGCUCUCGACAACCGCCAUCAAGGAUGGCCAUCGUGGCCAUCUACCCGGUGGCCCGCUCGGCCGCGGCCACCAGCACACACCCUCCACCACCAGCCUCGAAGCCGAACGAGCCGAUCGCAUCUCCCGCCUCGCCGGCCUCGAGCGCGUGUCGACACUACGCGCGCCGCCCUCUCAGCAUAUACCAAUCAGCGGAGCAGGAGGCGGCGUUGCGGGCGGCGGAGACUCGUCACUGUCGCCUCAGACGACGCCGACUUCGACCACGGGCUUCCCUGCCAACUUUCCGGCGUCGCAGAACCUCACGGCAUCGUAUUUCGACGCCAACGGCCAGCCCGUCGCUGUGACCAAGAUGAGCACUGUCGGCACGGCCAGUGCCACGGAGAGCAGCCGCCAUGGCGAAGAAGGCAUGAGUGGCUCCCGACAAACGGCCGGUGACCGCGACGAGGACAUGUUCAGCAACGCAGACACCAACUACCGCGAGACGGCCGACUCUGUCGCGAGCAUGGCGGCGGAGCCCGAGGACAUGGACGAGGACAUGGAAGAUGAAGGAGCCGCCACCCGCUCUGUCGGCGGCUACGAGGACCGGAUGAGCGACGAUGGCUCGGCUUCGCUGGUCGGCUUCGGCGAAGGCGCCAACAGUACAGUGUCGGGUCCCAUUUACCACCGAAGGCCGGCGCCGGGUCCGUCUGCCCAAGCCCAGCAGCAGGCGCCCUGGUCCGUGGAGCGUACCGUAUCAGGCCUGAGCGACAUUCGCCGUGACCGCGAUCUCUCGUUGACCCCUGGCGCAGGCAGCGAUGUGCCUGCGAGCGCCGCCGCGCUGCAGGAGCGCCGCGAAGCGCGCAUGAUUGACGGUGUCGCCGCCGAUGCAGGCUAUCCCGGUCCCGAGUACGAGCCCUACGUAGAUACCACGUUUCGAGGCCCCGUGCCCGUCAACCUCACAGGCUCCAGACAACAGCAGCAGCAGCCGCGCGAGGUUGCAGAGCAGAUCGUGCAACGUCUCAGCGGCAGCGAUGCCCGCUCCGGGGUGCCAUCGUUGAGCCAGCCUGGACAAGGAGGCGAGCCGCUGGGACAGUUCUCGUUCGAGGUCGAUAGAGAUGGAAGGCGCGAUUGA